AUGGCAGAUGAGCUGGCGACUGUGAAGCUGUUCAAUGACAACACCGCGUCCGUCGUGUACAUCACGAACCUCGCCACUAGGAAGGACGCGUUUACUCUGGACGUCAUGCAAGUGCCUCAGGGGACAGGGUCAGGGUUCUUAUGGGACACGGAAGGCCAUGUGGUUACCAACUUCCACGUCAUCAGGCGCGCCACUGACCUCAGGGUGACCUUAUCCGACCAAUCAGUGUACGAGGCGACAGUGGUGGGAGCGGAUCCCAACAAGGACGUGGCAGUGCUGCACAUUGAUGCGCCCCCUGAGAAGCUGAGACCGCUGCCUGUAGGCUCCUCCUCGGACCUGCUGGUCGGCCAGAAGGUCUUCGCCAUCGGCAACCCCUUCGGACUGGACCACACACUCACAACAGGAGUCAUCAGUGGAUUGCAGCGUGAAAUAACGUCAGUGACGCGGCGGCCCAUUCAGGACGUGAUUCAGACUGACGCUGCCAUCAACCCCGGCAACAGCGGAGGGCCUCUCCUCGACUCCAGCGGCACUCUCAUCGGCAUCAACACCGCUAUUUAUUCGCCAUCCGGCGGAUCCUCAGGCGUUGGAUUUGCUAUUCCUGUAGACACAGUGAGUGGCAUUGUGGAGCAGAUCAUAGUGUACGGGCAGGUGACACGGCCGGCACUCAACCUGGCCUUUGCACCGGAGCAGCUGGUGGAUCAGCUGGGCAACUCGGGAGUGCUCGUGCUCGAAGUCAACCCCAAUGGCGCCGCUGCCAAGGCUGGCCUGCGCCCCACAUCGCGAGACAGCUUUGGGCGGCUAAUGCUGGGGGACAUCAUCACAGCCAUUGACGGCAAGCCCAUCUACUCCGGCUCCGACCUUUACAAGAUCCUCGACAAGUGCCAAGUUGGCCAGACCGUUGAUGUACAGCUGCUGAGAGGAAACGAGGAAGUUGUUGUGCCCGUCACUCUGGACGGGCUCAGCGGGAAGCUGGAGACGGAGUCCGGCAGCACAGCCCACGAGAGAGGUGCACCCAGGGCGAAGUGGGCCGCGCUACUGGGGGUCGUGACACUCUUGGGAAUAGCUGGCCUGCCCAACGGCUCCUCUGACGCUUUCUGUGCGCAUUUUGACCCCACCUCUGCGCCACUCACAUCGCAUGAUGCUGUCCUUGAUUCACAGUGCGUUUCUGUGCGCCUCUCCCACUCCGCCCCUCUGCCUCUCUCCGCGUCGCUCCCUGCCCCGCCUCUCGCAGCCAGCCGUACAGCCAAGUCGCCCACCACCAUUCGCUCCAGCGCCUUUGUCGCUGUCCGUCUCGCGUGCCUCCCUCCUGCCACGCUCGUUGAUGGCGCUGGUGCUGGUGGCCCCGGUGAUUCUGCCGGUUGUGACUCUGGCGGACGUGAUUCUGGCGGAUGUGAUUCUGGCGGUUGUGCAACGAACGAGGUCUCAAGAGGCGGACUGAACAGGGCGGUGCGAGGGCGCCGAGCGACACACACUGGAAAGCAGCUACCGUUCAAGCCGCAUGUCCAUUUCCCUCUGCGCAACAACGGUUCGUCCCCGCAUUCAGCGGCCCCGACGAGGUGCGCAUCUGGCGGAACGGCUUCAGUGGGUGCAGACGCGGCCAUGCGGCAGGCGAUGUGUGACACGCCUCGCGAUGUGUGA
Molecule: messenger RNA, 1638 nt
Organism: Closterium sp. Naga37s-1
Lineage: Eukaryota; Viridiplantae; Streptophyta; Zygnematophyceae; Desmidiales; Closteriaceae
Source: the annotation of a GenBank genome assembly